AUGUCAACAGAUAAGGUAUUUCAUCAAUUAGAACGCUUGGUUGGCUCAGCAAAGUCCAAAGAAGAUUAUUUAAGAUUUUUUUCCAGACCCAGAGUUUUUUCUGCACAAUUAAUACCCAAUCCAGAUAGACAUUUUGAAGGCUCCCAAACAGUAGGACCCGCGCGAUCAUCGGAUAACAAAUCAGUUCGUUCCACAGUACAAUGUCGAAGUACAUCGACCGAAAGUAGUGGAAGAAAAAAUAUGAAUUAUGAUCCCGCAUUCUCCGAAUCAUUAUGGCAAUACUAUCGUUUCCUUUUAUAUAAAAUGAGUCAUCCUACAACAGGCUUACAAAAAUGUCAUGUAUCUGAACCAUUGAGUCGUCCUCUCCGAAAAAGUGGUAUCUAUUGUAAUCCGUCACUAACACACGGACAAAAAUUGUCUUUAAUCGAAAAAUGUCAUGUUUACGAUAUGACAGGAACAAAAUUAGCUCAUAAAAAUUCUUAUCUUCAAGUUUUAUCAUCGAGAUUUCAAGCAGGAUUAAAUGAUCCACGGGAUUUUACAAAAUAUAAUUUGUAUAUUCGUGCUGGCCGACCGACAGUUCGAACGCUGAAUACAGGAUAUUUAACAAACAUUAAAAACCGACCACAACGUACACAUAGAACUACAAACAGUGCUCUUGAAUAUUUGGGUAUUAAAACAAAUGAGAGAAAAUUUGGAUCUUCUCAACCGAGAAACGACAAUCUAUUGAUGAAAAAAUCCAAACGAAUAUCAGCUGAAUAUAUGGCAACUGAAAAACAGAAUCCUAAAUAUAUGCGUGUAACAUCUAGUCGAUCGAUUAGUGUUCUACCAUCAUCGUUAUCAGACCAUCAACAAACAUCCACGACAGUGUCGACAAAAAACGAUCGAACAAAUUUAACAUUACGAGAGCGACGCCAUGAACAUGAAAAAAACUCUUUACCAGUCUCCAAUGGUAAAAAUAAGAUUCAAAUUGAUAAUAAUGACAAACAAUCAACGACUUCUUCAUCAUCGGUGAACGGUCGAGAACAACAAUAUGACUAUUUAUUAAAUAGACGAACGCCAUAUAAUUCACAGAAAACGGAAUCACAUGACAAAGAUGAUUAA
Didymodactylos carnosus is the source of this 1101-nucleotide messenger RNA. Lineage: Eukaryota; Metazoa; Rotifera; Eurotatoria; Philodinida; Philodinidae. The record is from the annotation of a GenBank genome assembly.